AUGGGGAAGCCUGAGCGCAUUUUGGUAUGGACCUUCAUGAUAGCUGCAGCUGUCGCCUUGGCUCCACCGAGGCCGGAUCUGAAGCACAAUUCGCAGUCCGGCAGCGGUCUAAAGUCAGACUGUGCAGGGAAUCUAAUGAGAGUCACCUUGGACAAGGCGCUCGCUGUGGGGAACCAGCUUGAGGUGGAAGCCAUCAAUGGCACCAAGUUUGUUGCAUUGACUCCCAGCCUGGCUGCUCAGUGUGGAUACAGCAUGGAGUCUGACCCGUGGGGCAACACCAGAAUCUACACGUCUCUGAUGGGCUGCUAUGUGGACAAUAAGGAUGAUGAAACAUUUAAUGCCGGGUUGAGACUCUAUAUGUACCACCAUGAGAAUCCUUCCGAUGUGGUCAAUCAUGAUGUGACUAAGAAGUGCAGCUACACUCGCUGGGCCUCCAGAGAAAUUCUCUGUGAAAGGAACUACAUGGAAGUUUCACACCACAUGGCUAAACCUGCUGAGGCUAAGGGACAAGCUAAAGCUGAAACCCAGAUCAACGCCACUCCUGGUGAAUCAGAUGGAGCACAAGGUAUUUGGAAAAUGACGUUUUACACUCCUGACCCAGUUCCGAUGGUGCUGAGGGAGGCCAUCCAGGCUGGCUACGCUGCCAUGACCACCACUAACCGCCUGGUUGUGCGAAGCCCUUACGAUACAGCAGAGACUACCUCUGAGGAGGUGGCUGGAGUCCCAAUGGCUGUUUUAAAAGUGAGUGCUUACUACAAGGCAUCGGACGGUUUGCGCACGGUGAACAUGGCAGCUGCUUGUCCCACAGGCGGUGUCCUCUACACCGAGGGGGUGAUCUCUUGGUACGUUCCUCGUCGUGUGACGCCGCUGGUAGACGGCAACUUUAAAAUCCUAGAAAUGUUCAUGGGUAUCAACGGACAAAGGCUGGAUACAUCUCAGAUGGCUGCACGAGGAUACACACUAUCUACCACCGAGUUUCACAUCAUCGUCGAGAUCCCCUUGGGAUCGCCUGAUGGUUACUACAAGAGCCAUGCCCCAGAUUACCAGUACCACAUCACCUAUAGUGUGGAGCCCAUGCUGGAGGUACUGUGGAGGGCAGAGGACACCCAAGAUGAUACCAGAUACAAGAUUUUGUUCCCAAUUACCACCCCUCUGAUGCCCAGCCCUCCACACAUCAAAGAUGACACCGUUCCACAGGACAGGAUGUUCACUCUGUACAUAGGAACCUUUCUUCAUGAUGUGGCGCUCACGAACGUCACAUUCUCCACUGGCGUUCUCACUGUACAGGAAAGUAUGACCAGAGGCUUUUCAGUGCAAGAGUACAGCUUCUCCAAUGGAUCGAAGAGCUUCUCUCUGCAAGUGCCUUUCGACGCUGAUGUCGUCCUGAAACAUAAUCCUGAGCGCUUGGUUACGUCCUACUUUCUCCCUUUGGUCUUUGGAUUUGUAACUCUGCCGGAAGAAACUCCCUUUGCCCUCUCGGUGGAUUUGCAGGCAUCUCUGCAAGAUGUUGUGCUUCCCACAAUCUCUGGUUCCUGUGACCAGAAUAAUUUUUACAUUAUCGUGGAAUAUGGAAGUCAAGGCCCCAGUUUCCAGACCCUAGUUGGGUCCCAGCAGCUAACCCCUGAGCUGAUGGAGACUUACAACUUUGCAGAAAACAACACACACUUCAGCUUUGUGGUGCAAGACAGAGCCAAUGGAUCAGUAUUUGAGCUAACUACCGCCGACUCACUCAGAGCCAGACUUGACGUUGUCUUGGUGGACUACGUCAACUACUGGGUGCUUGCCGAUCUCUCCCUGACCUGCAGUUUCCCUUACAGGAUCACUGGGUGCAACCCAAACGGCACAAUGACCGCCCUGGUUUUUAAGAUGGAAUCUGUGCCCAACCUGGACAUGAGCAUGCUGACUCUGACGGACCAGUCCUGCAAACCAGUUUUUCAUAAUGCUCGCUUUGGUGUGUUUUCUUUCAACGUCAGUUCCUGUGGAACCACUAGAAUGUUUUUUGACAACUUCAUGCUGUAUGAAAAUGAGAUCAGCCUCAACAACGGAGCCACCUACAUGUCACCAGUGGAUCCAGAGUACAGGCACAAGAUUUCCUGCUACUAUGUGGUGAAUGACACUCAGACUGUUGCCUUCAACUCUGAACCAAUAAACAAACAACCUGCAGCAGAGAUCGGAUCAGGACAGCUGAUGGUGCAGAUGAGGCUCGCUGAAGAUUCAUCGUACAACUUCUUCUACCAAGCAGAAGCUUAUCCAGUAGUGAAAUACCUGAGACAGCCUCUGUAUUUUGAGGUGGAGCUGAUGUACUCCUCAGACCCACAGCUGGAGCUCAUCCUGGAGAACUGCUGGGCCACUCUGCACGAAGACAGGACGUCUCUGCCCAGCUGGGACAUUAUUGUGGACGGCUGUGUGAACCGCGAUGACAGCUACGUGACAGUCUUCCACCCGGUUAUGAUGGACACUAGAGUUGCCGUACCGUCCCACGUCAAACGCUUCUCUAUGCAAAUGUUCACCUUCACUGAAGACGGAGAGGUUCUGAAAGACGAGAUCCACGUCCACUGUGACGCGAUGGUGUGUAACGCAAACGGCGACGCAGAUGACUCCUGCAGGGGCCAGUGUGUGAAUCCUACAGGCACGAAGCCCUACAGCCAACAAGGGGUUAAAAGAACGCAAAGAAGCACAAACUCCAGCAACCGAAGGCAGCUCUCUUCUGGACCAAUCCUGUUAACUACUCAGUCAAACUCUUGA
This is a messenger RNA of Pleuronectes platessa (European plaice), 2745 nucleotides long. RefSeq lists its product as uncharacterized. Bases 1 to 2745 code for a protein of 914 amino acids. Lineage: Eukaryota; Metazoa; Chordata; Actinopteri; Pleuronectiformes; Pleuronectidae. The record is from RefSeq and is a predicted model, not a curated record. The transcript is spliced from 21 exons.